Fusarium pseudograminearum CS3096 is the source of this 1488-nucleotide messenger RNA. RefSeq lists its product as uncharacterized. The coding region runs from base 1 to 1488 and encodes 495 amino acids. NCBI's taxonomy places the organism in Eukaryota, Fungi, Ascomycota, Sordariomycetes, Hypocreales, Nectriaceae. The record is from RefSeq and is a predicted model, not a curated record. The transcript is spliced from 2 exons.
AUGUCGCUCAAGGAUCGGAUCUCAUCUCCGCUCGAGGCUGGUACCUCCAUCCUCGACGCCCACCAUUUGCCACCUAAUAUGGCACCUGCUCUCGAGCAUGCAUCAUCUUGUCUUGCUCGGAAGUCUCAGCACAUCACGCUUGUCGUCGCUCGCCGAGAUUACCAACUCCCAUCUGUUGUUCCACCCAAAGGUCUAUUGACCCCGAUCACCCCAACGACCUUGUCUCCUGGUUUUCGUCUCAACCUCUCUCAAGGCCCCGUUUCUAGGCUUAAGUCAUUGAUGAAGAAAGGUUCUUCAGCAUCUCUUCGAUCGAUGGAUUCGCCGCGAAGUGGGCUAUCUUCGCCUGGCCAGGUCCCUCCACUCGAGAUAUCCAGCCCUCGGUUCAAGUGGCCUUUGUCGCCCUCUACGCCCUUGUCUCCUCCUCCCAUGACACCCUGUACCGCCUCGUCAACAACCACAGAUACCAUGAGCUCCAUGAUGAAUGCAUCAUCAGGUUUCGGUAUGCGGCUCAUCCACACCAACGAGCUCAACCCUAAAUCCGAAAAGAUCCUCAAUACCAUACUGACCAAAACGGAGAAGAAGUUUGCUCUUGGUUCAGAGUGGCUCUCUCCCGCCGUCAGGCCUUCUUCCUGUGGGCUCACAAACCAACUCAUCCAUAGCUCCAUCAUUCAGAAUGAGGUCCUCUUCUGUUCAGAGGGCCUCACUGUACUAUCACUUGACAGACUGUAUAGCCUCAAAAGUGCUCUUUCUAGCUACUCCAAAACGAAAUCCCCACUCCGCCUUGAAGACGCCGUUGACGAACUAAGGCGCAUCAUCUUGGCAACCAACGGCACCAAGGUUUCCAAGACCGCCAUCCUUCGAUCAUACGACUGGCUGAGCGUGUCAAACUCCGCCUUGGUCGAUCUAGAUCGCAUGUAUCGACGAGCAUAUGGUGGGCCCGAACAGCACGGUGGAAUCGCAGGCCUGACAAGUUUUGCCGAACCGGCCAUCAAGCCUAUCAGCGACUCCCAGGAACGCCAUAUAGAAGAGGAGGCAAGCGAGCCCACGAUACACAUCACAGCAGACAAAGGCAAAACGCCAUCGCCGAAGCCUUUGCUCAAGCUGCAGACAAAUUUCACUCCAGGGUCUCUUCUCAGACCAAAACCCAAGAAAAUAGAGGCUCCAGCCCAGGUGCCCAUUCAGGUCGAUGCCGUGGAAGAGGAAGAUGGCGAUCGCACAGCACGGCCGACGGAUCAGUUAUACUUCACCAUGCAACAGUGGGAGCCGCCUUCAACAAUAGACCAAAUCCUAACUGCAGGGCCGGUCAAUCGAAGUGCCUUCAGCCCUCUCACGCCGACACCUAUCAUGAGUCCAGGAUCACCAGGAUUUGGACCUAUGACGCCCCACGACUAUGACGACAUAUCCCCUACAACACGAGGAGAAUGGGGUUUCAUGUUGGCAGAUAAUGCCUUCCAAAGCGGUCGCAAAGUUGGAGUUGAGACUUUUUGA